Nerophis ophidion (straightnose pipefish) is the source of this 2559-nucleotide messenger RNA. Its product is annotated as gastrula zinc finger protein XlCGF28.1-like. The transcript has 3 exons. Bases 144 to 1796 code for a protein of 550 amino acids. Gene Ontology annotation, biological process: regulation of immune system process; central nervous system development; negative regulation of transcription by RNA polymerase II. Gene Ontology annotation, molecular function: RNA polymerase II cis-regulatory region sequence-specific DNA binding; DNA-binding transcription factor activity, RNA polymerase II-specific. Lineage: Eukaryota; Metazoa; Chordata; Actinopteri; Syngnathiformes; Syngnathidae. Gene Ontology annotation, cellular component: nucleus. The record is from RefSeq and is a predicted model, not a curated record.
AUGUUGGCCAAACACGUGUUUCACAGGGACAAUAGUGAGUGGUGCACACUUCCUUCGCCCGGCCACAGAACACCAAAAAGAGUUGCUGGUGUAACAAUAGGAAGAAUAUAUUCCACUCCUCUCUUGUACACGCGGCUUAUGAGAUGAACGCUGGUCAAGAAGAACGUCCCCUUCAGCAGCAGGAGGAUCCACAGCCCCCCCACAUGAAAGAGGAAGAGGAGGAUCUCUGGGUUACUCAGGAGGAAGAGUUUCUUCCAGGGCAGGAGGAGGCGGAUCUCAGCAAGUUUCCACUGACUGUUGUCUCUGUGAAGACUGAAGAGCAUGAAGACAAACCACCUGAGUCCUCACAGCUUCAUCACAGUCCAAACGUCUGUGAAAAAUAUCGUCCGCCUGAGCAGCAGGACGGUUCCUCCAGUAUGGAGCAGAAGAGGUCACAGCACCUCCACGUGAAAGAAGAGGAGCCACAGCCCCCCCACUUUAAAGAUGAAGAAAAACAGCGGCUGUCCCCCCACUUCAUAGAGGAAGACAAGAGACACCUGAUCAGUGUGAAGAGUGAAGAUGAUGAGGUCAAAGGUGAGAGUGAACAGAAGUGGAGCUUCAGGAUGCGGACAGAGCAGCCACAGCCCUCUCACAUUAAGAAGGAAGAGGAAUACCUACUGACACCCCAUUUUAAAGAGGAAGAAGCGGUGGAUCCACUGACCUCUCACAUUAAAGACGAAGAGGAGGACCCACUGACCCCUCACAUUAAAGAGGAAGAGGAGGAACACAGCAUCAGUCAAGAAUGGUUGGAGGACUUCCAUGUGAUUGUGAAGAGUGAAGAUGAUGAGGUCAAAGGUGAGAGUGAGGAGAGGGGAGGGGGGGAGCCUCCAAGCAGCAGCUCAACUCAACACAUGACAACAGAAGCUGAUGGAGACCACUGUGGAGGAUCACAAGCAGACAAGCUCUUAGCUCCACUAUCAGAUAGUGAGGACACAACGUCACACUCUCCUGACACUGAUGAUGAAGACUCUAAAGAUGAUAAGACAUGUCACACUGACAACACACACUUCACAUGUUCUCUCUGUGACAAAACUUUUAAAUAUUCUAGUAAAUUGAAAAGACACAUGAGAACACACACUGGAGAAAAACCUUUUUCAUGUUCAAUCUGCGGUAAAAGUUGUACUCAUAGGCAUGAUUUGAAAGUACACAUGAGAAUACACACUGGAGAAAAACCUUUUCCCUGCUCAGAAUGUGGUAAAAGUUUUGUAACAAAUCAAAGUUUAAAAGUACACAUGAGAACACAUACUGGAGAAAAACCUUUUACAUGUUCAGUAUGUUGUAAAAGUUUUAUACAAGGAUAUCAUUUGAAUAUACACAUGAGAACACACACUGGAGAAAAACCUUUUAUAUGUUCAAUCUGCGGUAAAGAUUUUACUUAUACCCCACAACUGAAAAAACACAUGAGAACACACACUGGAGAAAAAACUUUUUCAUGUUCAAUCUGCGGUGAAGAUUUUACUCAUAGGCAACAUUUUAAAACACAUAUGAAAGUACACACUGGAGAAAAGCCUUUUUCAUGUUCAAUCUGUGGUAAAGAUUGUACUCAUAGGCACGUUUUGAAAAUACACAUGAGAAUACACACUGGAGAAAAACCUUUUUCCUGCUCAGAAUGUGGUAAAAGUUUUGUAAGAAAUCACAGUUUAAACGUACAUAUGAGAACACACUCUGGAGAAAAACCUUUUUUAUGUUCAAUCUGCGGCAAAGAUUUUACUUUUACGACACAAUUGAAAAGACACAUGAGAACACACACAGGAUAAAAAUAUUUUGUCCAAGUACCAGUGUAAGAAACACAAGUGUGCUGGUGAGAACAGCAGCAGCAAAUGAAGAUCUAGGAUUUGAAAUAAACUGUCAAAACUUGAACUUUGACUUUCUAACAACAUCAGCACAUAUAACAUGUGUGACAUCAUUGUUGUGUGUGUAACACAAUCUUUUUAAUAUGAUUCUAACAUUUAUAGAUUAGACACUUCAGAUUAGUGCUUUUAUUUCAAUCAAGUACAUGAGUUAAUAUACACAUUUGUGUACUUUAAAAUGAACACAACAAUUUGACUGAAAAGGUGAGAAUAAAUAGUACAUAAAAUAUGUUACAUACAAUAAACAUUUAAUGUGUAGAUAUUCAUAAUUCACAUUUAUACUUAUUCAUACUAGUGUUUUAUAUAUGUUUUUUUGAAUAAUGAAGUGUUACAUAUUUUAUUUUCUAAUUGUAGCUGAUUCUGUUUGCAGCCAUGACUUGAAAGGUUCAUACUGCCACCUACCGGACUGUAGAAUGUAGUGUGGGACAUAGGACAGAAGGAGGACAUUUUGUUAAUAGCCUGUGGAGGGCAGCAAUACACCUAAGAUGUUCUACUAGUCUGCUGGAAAUAGAAAGAAAAAAGAAGAACGAGGGGGAAAUUAAGACGUGGAGAAAUUGAAUUAAUAUUAUUACUACUUAUGACUGAUUUAUUUACUUAAUUCUCAUUUUGUUCGUUUUUAUAUUUAGAUUUUUUUUGUGUUGAAAAUAAAAAUAAAGACGUUUAAAAAAUA